Messenger RNA from Hydatigera taeniaeformis, 6720 nucleotides. NCBI's taxonomy places the organism in Eukaryota, Metazoa, Platyhelminthes, Cestoda, Cyclophyllidea, Taeniidae. The record is from the annotation of a GenBank genome assembly.
AUGAUGUCUAAGAAGGGAUCCGCGCCUCCCUUAUGCCGAGGCAGUCAGACGGUGAGGCGAAAGCCACGAAGAAGUGCUUCCUUCACCGCCUGCUUUCCCAUAAGAAAAAGCAUUCGUCAGUGGGAACGGGAAGACUUAUUGGAACGCAUUCAGCGAAACUCUAACCGUCGAUGUUUUACCCUUCCUCCCAUUUACUCACGCAACACGGAUGCUAUCAACUCAAACGAUGUUCCUUCGAACUCCGCUGCCAUUGCUACGGUGCGCGAAACCGAUGUACCCCUUCGUACGCGGAAUUUUCCUCUCCAAAUGCAACUUGGUCGACGUCGGACCCGGAAACAGGCUGAAACUAAGCAAAGCUUCUUACGUGCAGCCCGAUCAGGAAAUAUUGGGAAGAUAGCCGAGUACCUCAAUUCAAAUGUUGAUAUCAAUGCCGUCAGUUCGAAUGGACUGAACGCACUACACCUGGCCUCAAAGGAGGGCCACUUGCCAAUUGUCCGUUUGUUAUUGGACCAUCAUGCAAUAAUUGAUGCCAAGACGAAUCGGGGGAACACCGCCCUCCACAUCGCUAGCCUUGCAGGACGAAGCGAAGUUAUUCGGCUUCUCGUCGAACGAGGUGCCGAUGUCAAUGCCAAGUCUCAGAAUGGAUUUACACCGCUGUAUAUGGCUGCUCAAGAAAAUCACGUAGACAUAGUCGAAUACCUCCUGAACAACGGCGCAGAUCAGGCCUUAGCGACUGAUGAUGGCUUCACGCCUUUAGCGGUGGCCCUACAACUCUGUCACGAUGCGGUGGUCUCGCUGCUGUUAGAGCGCGACGCGGGUGGAAAGGGUCGUCUGCCAGCUUUGCAUGUUGCCGCGAAGAAAGACGACGUUCAUGCCGUCUCUCUCCUCUUAGCCAACAACGACGUUAACGUCAAUCAUGCUUCCACACGCGGUUUUACACCUUUGCACAUCGCAGCUCGGUACGGGAAUUUGAAGGUCGCCCGCCUAUUGAUAAACAACGGAGCCGACGUCAACUACUGUGCCAAAGACAGUAUAACACCUCUUCACCUUGCGGCUAAAUGGGGUAAGGCAGAGAUGACCCAGCUGCUGAUCGACAGAGGAGCUCAGUUGGACGCGAGGACGCGGGACGGUCUCACUCCAAUGCACACGGCGGCACGCUCCGGCCACACCAACGUAGUACAGGUCCUCCUCAACGCUGGAGCCAGCAUCACUGCCAAGACAAGGAAUGGUCUUUCUCCACUUCAUAUGGCCGCCCAAAGUGAUCACGCGGACACAGCCAGACUACUUUUGAAAAAGGGAUCACCACCAGAUGAUGUAACAAUGGACUACCUGACACCCCUUCACAUCGCUGCUCACUGCGGUAACAUAAAGGUGGCACAAGUACUUCUGGAUCACCGCUGUGAUCCAAACCUUCGCGCAUUUAAUGGUUUUACUCCUCUUCACGUUGCCUGUAAAAAGAUGAAGAUAAAGAUUGUAGAACUACUUCUCAAAAAAGGCGCCACCGUCGAUGCUACCACUCAGGCUGGUUUGACCCCCUUACAUGCGGCGGCUUUUGUUGGCUGUCCGGAGGCGGCGGCCCUACUUUUGCAACGCGGUGCCAAUGUGAAUCAAGUGACAAUGCGCGGUGAAACGCCUAUUCACUUCGCAGUUCGUGGGCGUCAUAUAGAUACCAUCAAAUUGCUACUCAAACAUUCAGCCUCCGUGAAUGCCAAAGCCAAGGAAAAAGCAACACCUCUGCACAUAGCCCUCCGGUUGAAAGAUGCAGAAAUUGUGAAGUUGCUGAUCGAAGCCGGAGCAGAUGUGAGAUCAGAGUCACGUGGAAAGCACCAGCCCAUCCAUCUAGCUUCAAAGGUCGGCGACAUCGAAAUAAUUCGCCUUCUCUUGGAAAAGGGCGCUCAAGUGAACGCUAGUACCAAGCGAGGCUACACACCUCUCCACAUCGCCACCAAAUACGGAAAUGUUGAUGCAAUGCGAUAUCUCGUAGAUGAGGCUAAAGCAGACGUUAAUGCCGCAGCAAAGAACGGACUCACACCUUUGCAUGUUGGCAUCUACUACGAGUAUCCACAGGCAGUUGAAUAUUUACUAUUUCAUGGUGCGGAAGUGAUGGCCAAGUGCAAAAACGGAUUUACACCACUCCACCUAGCCGCUAAAUCGAAGAUUCCGGAACUUGCUACUCUCUUGCUCAAGGCCAAUGCUCCGACCGACUGUGUGUCCCAAAACGGCUAUUCACCCCUACACCUUGCCGCUCUGGAAGGCGAAUUUGCAGUUGUUCAGACCCUGGUAGACGGUUACUCCGCUCAAGUCAACUGCUCUGCCAUCGACGGUUUGACGCCGCUGCACCUGGCGACGCAGGCAGGACGUGUUGACGUUGCAGAAUUCCUGCUGAUUCAUGGAGCUGAUCAAAAUAUGCAGACGAGAAAUGGCUACACAGCUCUGCACGAGGCUGCUUACAGGGGAAGCGCACCUGUGACUAAGCUGCUGCUCGCCCAUCCGGGGAAAGAGGGUGCAAUCAACAGUCGCACGAUUAUGGGCUGCACGCCCCUCCACUUGGCCGCUCAACAAGGCCACUCACAAAUAGUUGACUUACUUCUGAAUGCAGGCGCUGAUCCAAAAAGUAGAAAUAUGCAAGGCUGGACGGCAGCGCAGGUGGCAAAGCGGCAGCAUUAUCCAAGCAUCUUUGAAAAUCUCUCGAGGGUGACCACCACGGUAUCAGACUGGGACACACCUAGUCUUGAAGGUGCUAGUGCAGAUGGUCUCUCGCAGGGCGACCCAGCCCUCGUCGACGGCUCAAUGGUACUUGACUCGCCUACCCAGAUGCUUGAUCGUGUUACAGCGGUGGAGAGUGAGGAUGAAAAAAAUUUGUGCUUUAUUGGUGACUGUUCUCGAAUUUCUAAACCGUGCCGAUUGAGUCUAUCAGCGAUCUACGACGGCUCCAUCCCUUCUGAGCACUGGGUCAUAUUUGACUUCUAUAUGGGUCUCAUUGUUGUCAUGCAUGCAGGCGAUCAACUUGUCUCUACUCCUGUCAUCAUCCGUCGUCAGCAUCGAGGCCAAAGGAAAGCGUCUGAUGGUGAACUCUCUCUCUUCAAAUCAUCUUCAUACAAUCUGCUCUGCGAACAAAUGGAGUAUACACGUGCGCAUAAAGUUCCCAUUGACGACACGAAACUGCCUGCCACACCUUCGUCAGUUAAAAGGAUAACACAUCCAGGAGGUUUGAGUAACGACACAAGUGAACCAAAAAUUCGAAUCAGUGCUCUUGACAGCACAAUAGAGGAGCCGACUCGUGCCUCUGAGUUAAUGUGUGAUGCCUCUAAUCCGCUUAAGGCCACAUCAACGUUGUCUAUGCGGAAGUCGGACAUUGAGGUGUCGGGCAUGACACCUCGCGGCUCCAGUGAAUGGGAGACUUUUGAGGCUGAGCCGAUUCAGGCCAUUUGCAAACCAGUGAAGGCUGGAUUCCUCGUCUCUUUCCUUGUGGACGCGCGUGGGGGGUUUGUAGAGGCCAAGCGUCGUCCAGACCUUCGAUUCCUAAUUCCACCCUACGCUAUUUCCAGUCCAACGCGAAUAAUUUGUCGACUACUGCGACCAGAUCGGGUAUCUCGGCUUCCUCAUCUGAACGACGGCGAUGCAAUAAUUGAAAUGUCACCCAGCAGUGUACGUUUCGACGGUCCCAUCCUUCUCGAGGUCCCGCAUUUUGCUUCCAUCCAGGGCCGUGACCGAGAAGUCGUUACACUGAGGUGUGAUCAUGGGGAUUCGUGGAAGGCCCAUUCCCUUGAAGCCACCGAUCAGUCAGUGCAAGAUGCAUUAGGGACUGCAUUUGGUCAAAUUGAGCCGUUAACAUCGAUCCGGGAGCGCAGGAUUCAGCGCAUUCUGAUGGUGGAUGUGCCACGUUUCUUCGCUCUUAUCUCGCGUUUCCGCCAGGAAAUCGCUCUAAUCGGCCCAGACGGAGGCGUGCUGACAUCUACGGUCUCUUCGAAGGUGCAGACCGUCUUUCCCAAGGGCGCCUUGCAAAAGCGCAUCAAAGUCCAAGUGAUACAGCCUUAUGUAGUGAAGAAAAUGGUGGGUAACAGAGCCACCUUCUCGCCAGUGGUCACAUUGGAACCGCGACGGCGCAAGUUCCACAAGCCAAUAACAGUAACCAUCCCAUUGCCACGGCAAUCGCUUAAGGCAGUACAUAAAUCAGAUCCUCUCCCACCAAGCCUUCAUCUGCUUUGCUCCAUCACCGCGGGCUGCGCACCGGCCACCUGGGAAGACAUAACGGGCUCCACCACAAUGACUCGCCAUAAGGACUGCAUCUCUUUUACUACUACUGUUUCUGCCAGACUGUGGCUCGUGGACGCACAAGGUGUUGAGAAUGUGGCGCAGGUGGCCAGCCGAGUCUAUCAAGAGAGCAUACUUCCCCCUUAUAUAGGAAGGUUUGCUGUCUACGCCCGACUACCCAAAGAUCGCCAAGCAAUUGAAGCUAACGAAGCAGCAGCUACUGCUAUCCCAUCAGCAGCUUCGGCCGAUACCAUCUCGGCAACCACUUUAUCGAGUUCGCGCUUUCGACGAAAAGUCUUCCAUCCUGCGGACGCAGAGCUCCGCUGCGUUUGCCUUAUUGAUGACUUGCCUGAAAAAACGUUGGAACAGCAGGAGAAAUUUCAACUCGUUGCUGUUGGGCCUCCAACUGAAGUAACAGAUUCAAAAAUUUACUGGCUGGAGACAGUAGGAGACAUCUUCUCAUACCCAGCACAUGCAGGUCAGCUAUGUUUGGACGUUCAGGCCUUCCAGGAGAACCGUUUGACCUAUCCGGUUCGGGUUCGUCAGCCCGCGGGUACAAAGACACCCCCGAUUGGCCACUUUCGGGUCUACCGCGAGCCAGGGGAGGCUGGGGGUACCGGGACAGGCACUGACGGAGAACAACCUAUUACUGUUCUUGAAAUCCGCAUGCCUGGUGAUGCUCUUGAAGACCAAUGGCUCGGCACUUUAGCUUCGGAAGAGCUGUCUAUGAAGGCGAUGAGCCCUGAUUUGAACAUAUGGGAAAUCGCUGUGCAUACGGGUGCACGAUGGCCACAGUUGGCGAAGGAAUUGGGUCUCUCGCCGGAUGACAUCAAAAUGGUAGAGCAGGAAUUGCUGGCGGGAGCACAGACCGGUCCAGAUGCAGAUUGUGAGCGCUGUCAGCACAUGCUUGGACUCUGGAUGCAGCGCUCUGCCGCUACGGGCACGCCUCCUCCAGAGAAUUUGGGCACUGACGGAGAACAGCCUAUUACUCUUCUUAUAAUCCGCGUGCCUGGUGAUGCCGUUGAAAACCAAUGGCUCGCUUCUUGUAUGAGAGAGGCACUGGAGAGGCUGAAUAUCCACGGGAUCGAUACGGUGGUAGAGUUCGACGUCCAGCCGAUCGCGUCGCGCGUGCACCACAUAGACGAAGGGAUGACCUCUUCCAAGACACCCUCCUUAAUGCAUCCAGUUCAAAUAAUUAGUGCCUCCGUUCCCCAGCACACACCUCCAUCACUGCCGUUCGCCGUCUCCGAUCACGUCGUCACUGCCGCUAGCGCAAUUGAUGGAGCUGUUGCAUAUCCCGGAAUGGAAUCCACAAUUCAACCUACGAUGGACCAGACUCCGCCCCCGACUACUGUUGAUGGAACUCCUCGAACGGUGCCCAUUGAGGAAGUACCUUACAUUGUGACCUCUAUCAAAAGCGCGAGUCUUGAGAGGCCGCCAGUGAUGGCCGUGUCAAUGCUUCCAUCGAAGGAUGACUUUGAAUUGCCAACCGAUGAAAUAAAGCCGGUUUCGGAUGAGUCCAUUGUGGCCUCGGAGAAUCUUGCUCGGAAGAAUCUCCUGCCUCCUGAGGAAGUGAUCGUCCACGCUGACUCAGUGGCCCGACAAAUAGCUGCUGAGGAACUUGUCGAGGCUCUAGGCCUUGACUCCGAUGUUCGCAUGACAUCAGUUAUCUCACAGUCUGCCGAUCAUGAAGAUCUCUUGGUUACGGAGGCUAUGAUUGAGCCCGUAAAGAGCAAAAUGAAACAACAGUUCAGUCCAUUAAUGUCUCGAGCAGCAGGUGCGGCUAGCCAGGUCGAAACUCCCAUCGUUGGAUCAAUUGAUGCCCUACACAUUGAAUCUGGAAUAAGCCUCAUUGAAAAUUUCUUCGAACUUUACCAACGAAUACUGCCACCAAGUAAAAGUGAGGUGUGCAAUCAAGUUUCAGAUGAUGAAUUGCGAGUUCCAUCGAUGGAACAACUGGAUAAUGCUGACGAGGAUUUCGAAGCAGUAUACAGAGCAGCUGCAGCCGAGGGAACACCGUCUCCCACAGGUCUUGCUGGUCACGAUGUCCACCAAGGUCGUCCAGAGGAGGGCUAUCUCGUAGAGGAGACGGAGGAAUUGCUGCCAGACGGAACAGUUGUCAAACAAAGAGUUCAGACCGCCGAAACUAUCCAGACCCUGUCGGCGCACGAUUGGGAAGAAGCUAGCUUCAACGCAGCUGGUGCUAGUGACAGCAACAAAUGCAUUAUUGAACCACCAAAAGAAGUUGUCAAGGUGGAGGAAAUUGAAGAAACUUUGCCGGACGGGACACUGGUAAAGAAACGAAUUACUACUCAGCAUAUAACUGAGCGAAUCACAGAGCGUGAAGUGACAAACGAGGUUUCGGAAAACAAAAUCCUACCCAAUGAGGCAGACAGAGGAGUUGUGGAGUGUGAGUAUUACUUUACUAAAAUUGUAUUGCAUCUCAAGCUUAGUUCCAUAACUUAA